Kalmanozyma brasiliensis GHG001 is the source of this 1671-nucleotide messenger RNA. RefSeq names its product (Uracil-5)-methyltransferase family. Gene Ontology annotation, biological process: tRNA processing. The transcript has a single exon. The record is from RefSeq and is a predicted model, not a curated record. Bases 1 to 1671 code for a protein of 556 amino acids. NCBI's taxonomy places the organism in Eukaryota, Fungi, Basidiomycota, Ustilaginomycetes, Ustilaginales. Gene Ontology annotation, molecular function: tRNA (uracil(54)-C5)-methyltransferase activity, S-adenosyl methionine-dependent.
AUGUCGUCCACACUCCCAUCUUCGCCCGAGCUGCCACCAGCCAAGCGAAUGCGCUCGCGCUCGCCGGAGCAGCCUCAGGCCGAAGCAAAUGGCCAGAUUGGCCUUGCAUCGACGUCCGCCGCUGCCUCUGAGUCUACGUCCGCUCAGGACAAGCAGGCUCGCAAAGCCGAAGCCCGUCGAUCGCGACAGAAGCGCAAGGACUACGCCAAGCAGCUCACCAAGACCGGCCGCGAGCCCAUCGAGUUCGACAUUGAGGACCUCAUCGGCGCUCGCAAUGUCACCGACAUCCUAUCGGAAGGGCUGGAGCAUAAGAACAAGUUCGAACGCGGCACUCGGCUUACACUUCAGAUCGAGCGCCUCGAUGCACACGGUGACGGUCUCGCCAUCGCACCAGAGCGCGAUUGGGUCAUCGCCGUGCCGCACACUCUGCCAGGAGAAAAGGUGACCGUGGAGAUCAGCAGCAACGAACGGCUGUACUCCAAGGCCAAGCUGGUGGAGGUGCUCGAGAAGAGCGCCACAAGGCAGGACGAGCUGGUACGAUGCAAGUACUUUGGAGACUGCGGUGGAUGCCAGUACCAGAUGAUUGACUAUGCACAUCAGCUCGAGAUCAAGCGAGGGGUGGUGGAGAGGGCCUUCGCCAGGUUCUCAGGCUUGGAUGCGGCAUUGAUACCGGAAGUGCUGCCAACCAUCGCCUCGCCAAACCAGUACAACUACCGCACCAAGCUCACGCCGCAUUUCGAACUUCCGUACGAGCUGCGACGGGGCAGGCGGACGGGCAUUCGCAACGACGCCAAUGGCAACGGCAAAGCUGAGUACGAUGUGCCAAUUGGCUUCGACUGCAUCGGCACAAAGAGGGUCAUGGACAUUGAAGAGUGCCCCAUUGCGACCAAGACGAUCAACAAGGCACUCCCCGCCGCAAAGCAAAAGGUCGUGGACACCAUCGAGUCGUUCAAGAACGGCGCGACAAUCCUACUCCGAGACUCGCUGAUCACCUACGACAGCUUUGCAGAGGAUCUCGCGGUCACAUCGAGCGCCGGCGAAGUGGAGCGCGAGUUCGACACCGAGGUCGUCACGGACCACAAAGCCACAGUCAAGGAGCGUGUGCUCACGACCAAGUUCGAGUCGCCUGCCGGCACCUUCUUCCAGAACAACCGGAGCAUCCUUCCGAGCCUGCUGGACUACGUCCGCGAUGCGAUCACCUCUUCCGGCACCGGUGGCGGCCGCUACCUGGUCGACGCAUACUGCGGCUCGGGCCUGUUCAGCCUCUGCCUCGCCUCGCUCUUCCACGAAGUCUCGGGCGUCGAGAUCUCGUCCGAAUCCAUCAGGUACGCUACCAAGAAUGCCGAGCUCAACGGCAUCACCAACGCCAAGUUCCUCGCCGGCAACGCAGAGGAUAUCUUUGCCAGGAUCGAGUACCCGGCGGAGAAGACGACCGUCAUCAUCGACCCACCCAGGCGAGGAUGCGAUGAGGAGUUCAUAAGGCAGCUGGUGAAGCUCGGACCGAAGCACAUUGUCUAUGUGUCGUGCAACGUGCAUACGCAGGCGAGGGACGUGGGGCAGCUGAUUGCGAAGGAUGCGAGGUACAAGAUCAUGAGUGUCAGGGGGGCCGAUUUGUUCCCUCAGACUCACCACGUCGAGGGCGUCGCGGUCUUGGAGCGCGUUGAUGCGUAG